GGCCAAUGAUGUCAUUAGUUUCGCGCGGCGUUGCUGUUUACGCUUUCGUGCAAAGAACGCGACUAUAUUCAUUGAUUGAGGUGGAAACCCUCAUUAUGCACAAUUUGGUUUAUCUGCCCCAAAUUCGUGGAAAAUAAAGGCGAAGCUGCUGUGUGUGCUAUUAUCUUACACUGGUGUAAAACUGCGCGAAAAAGGCGGCGAGCUGGCGCAGAUAGCAGGUUGCCAGUGGACUAUGAGAGACAGCGGUGGAAGCCUGGCCCAGAACCGCUGGCAAGGUGAACUCUCCUUGACUGUGAGCCAGAAAGCCAGCAGUGUUGGGGGCAUGGGAGGUGUUCUAAUGGAUCCAAACUCCCCUCCUAAUGCUACCAGCCCCAUUCACCUCAAACUAGGUCACAAGGAACAAGUCUGGACUGGAGAGUACAUUGAACCGGUAGAGGUUGAUGAAGAAGCUGGCUUUGAUGAGGAUGAAGAAGAUAUGGAAGAAGAAGAACGAGAUGAGGAAUGUGUUCCAUGGGAGGAGAAAGAUGAAGUGGAAGACUGGCAAAUGCCAUUUGAAUCACAACCGCAAGCCAUGCUCGCUAAUAAUUAUCGGCAGCAGGUGUCCUUGCAUGAAGGGGAGGCCAAAUUCCAAGCCAGAGACUUUCCUGAGAAGCCGUUCUGGAUUCGGCUUCGUGGACUUAGACAGCAAAAGCUGAAGCGAUGGCGAGGACUGCGGUCUAGUGCAAGGAUACGCAACCGGCUUGUGCAGAAUUGGAAAGCGUGGAGACAGCGGGCCCAGUGGGCCAGCACCCUAGGGUAUCGACGGGCAAGGAGGUGGCGCCAGUAUAGCCUUUAUGCCAGCAAGAGACUGGAUGAGCAGGGAUGUGACACCAUGGGCUCAUCACAAACAGGUUUGGAGACAAGUGGAAGAGAAACAGAAAACAAUUUCUCUGUUUUCAGUGGUUAUCAUGGGGAUUCUCAGUCAAAUUCAACAGUCAGUGGUGGUCAGGAAUAUCUUUCUAUGCCCCUGAAGCCCACCACUCAGAGGAUGGCGAUGACCCUUACAGAGGAGCACAGGUCUUAUGUCCAAGGUCUUCUUGACAAGUACCUUCAAAAGUAUGGAAGUCUGAUUCCUGUACAUUCAGAUGAUAUUGUUGAGGAAUUGCAGGGCAUCUUCAAUGAGGACUUCACUCAGCCACACAGGACAGUCAUGGUGCAACAUUUAAUUCAGUCCUACCAGAGAUCACCAGGGACUGCCAUGGUGAAAGGGUUUCGGGUGAAUUACAAGCGUCAUGUUCUCACAAUGGAUGAUCUCAGCACCCUCUAUGGACAGAAUUGGCUCAAUGACCAGGUCAUGAACAUGUAUGGAGACCUUGUGAUGGAUUCGGUGCCUGAAAAGGUGCACUUCUUUAACAGUUUCUUUUAUGACAAGUUGAGGACCAAAGGUUAUGAUGGAGUGAAACGGUGGACAAAGAAUGUGGACAUCUUCCAGAAGGAUCUGUUGUUGAUUCCCAUUCAUUUAGAAGUGCACUGGUCACUGGUCUCGGUUGAUAUUAAACAGCGCUUCAUCACGUACUUCGAUUCUCAGCGAACCCUUAAUCGCCGCUGCCCCAAACAUAUUUUUAAAUACCUUCAGGCAGAAGCCAUGAUAAAAGAGAAGAGAGACUUUUGCACAGGGUGGAAAGGUUUUUUUAAAAUGAAUGUUGGCAGACAGAAUAAUGACAGUGACUGUGGUGCAUUUGUCCUGCAGUAUUGCAAGUGUCUCGCAUUGGGUCAACCCUUCAGCUUCAGUCAACAGGACAUGCCCAAACUGAGGAGACUUAUGUACAAAGAACUGUGUUAUUGCAAGCUCUCACUGUGAUAUUUGUCUAAAGACUGCACAGCCAGUGGAGAAAAAUAUACAUUUGUCCAAAUGGCCUGAGAGACUUCACACUGAGGAUAUUUCAUCCUCGCUCACUUUUAUUUUUAUUUUGUAUAACUUUUUUGUUUGGUUUCGUACUGGAGCCCAACAUCUUGCCUGAGAGAUCUGAGGUGAUUUACGGUCGAUAGCCUGUCUUGCCCUUGUGACAUACUGCCUAAAAGGAACACUCCGUUUCAGAUUUUGCUUUUGUUCUGUGCAUAAAGAUGUUGCUGAUCCGAAAUGUUGGCAUGAGGGUAUCUGUGCUCUUAAAGCAAGUGACAAAUCAUGUCUGCAGUUUUGUUUUUAAUAAAUCAUCUUAUGAAAAUAAUGAUCUGUGUAUUCAUCGGAACACUUAUUAUUCUGUGAGUCACGUUGCAAUUAAUGAUAACAUGAUAUUA
This is a messenger RNA of Sinocyclocheilus rhinocerous, 2277 nucleotides long. RefSeq lists its product as uncharacterized. Bases 233 to 1840 code for a protein of 535 amino acids. The transcript is spliced from 11 exons. Gene Ontology annotation, biological process: proteolysis; protein desumoylation. Gene Ontology annotation, cellular component: nucleus. The record is from RefSeq and is a predicted model, not a curated record. NCBI's taxonomy places the organism in Eukaryota, Metazoa, Chordata, Actinopteri, Cypriniformes, Cyprinidae. Gene Ontology annotation, molecular function: deSUMOylase activity.